This is a messenger RNA of Puccinia triticina, 1896 nucleotides long. RefSeq lists its product as uncharacterized. Bases 1 to 1896 code for a protein of 631 amino acids. Lineage: Eukaryota; Fungi; Basidiomycota; Pucciniomycetes; Pucciniales; Pucciniaceae. The transcript has 4 exons. The record is from RefSeq and is a predicted model, not a curated record.
AUGGCGCCGAUCAGCCGAACGGCGAGCUCAAGCAACAGCAGACGAGCCACUGCAGCAGCAGCCAGCCGGAUCGACUCAGAAAACGACACCCUCAACAAGAUCCUCGCCGCCUCCGAGGAAGAGCACCGGCGCCACCAGGCAGAGCUGGCUCGGCGAGAGGCAGAAGAACUCGAGCGGGUCCGGAUCGAGUCGGAGGCGGCAGCGAAGCUCGAGCGCACACGGACGAGCCUGCUCGAACAGGCCGAACAGGCCCAGCUCGAGCUGGUCAUCCAGCACUCCCAGGCGAUCCAGCACGCCAGCAGCCACGGCCCAUUCAGCCCCCAGAACGAGCACGAGGAACGCAUGGCAUUCGAACUCGCAGUCGCCCUCAGCCUCCACCCAGACAACGCACGCAGUGCAGGACAGCAACAGCCAGAAGAAGUAGACCCGCCCUCCUACGAAAACUCCUUCCACGGACCACACCCUCAUCCAGCCUCGCCCGCCUCCCCCCGCCCGCAGUCCAUCUUCACCAGACCGCUCCCGCCGAUCCCCAGCCAGCAGCCCCCCUCCUCGAUCAUCGUCCGGCCCCCCUCCGCCUCCCCCGGACACCCCCACCUGCCCGCCUCGCUGAUCCAGGAGCCCGACCCCUUCUCGGACCAGUUCGCCACCCACGAUCCCGACCCACCAGCCGCCUCCCCCGCGAGCUCCAGCCGCUCCUCGCUCCUCCUGCCGCCCCUCUCCGAGCCCGCCAGCCAGACCUCCUCUGCCUCCCAUCUCUCGCCGCCGCCCGGUGAGCCCCAACCAAAAGAGCAUGGCCCGAUCGCCUCGCCAGGCGCCGCUCCCUCGGACACCGACGGCCAGGGAACCCUCGCGCUCACCAUCCCCUGCCCCUCCCUGCCCCUCCCCCUCUUGACCGCCUCGCCGGUCGGGGCCUCGGAAGACGGCGCCGCCAUCAACCGGCCGGCCGCCGACUCCUCCUCCGAGUCCUUCGACGCCAACCCCAGCCCGCCCGAGUCCGUCGCCGAGGGCAUCACCUACGGCCAGGUCCGCGCCAUCGACCAGCCCCUCACCUCCGCUGGCCAGUUCGUCGACACCCUCGUGCUCUCCAACUUCUCCGACCCCGUCGAUCGGACGAAGGCCUCCUCUCAUGCCUUGGUCGCUAUCGAGGCGUGGAGCUGGAACCGGCUGCUCACCUAUCUGAUGUGGCACGGCAACUCGCAGAUCGAGCCCGGUCCGUUGGACGUCAGUGAGGCGGAAGACGCGGGCACGGGGAGCUGGCAGAUGGGCAUGAGUGUGAUCUUCAGGGAGCCGGAGGGAGUGCGGCCGAGCGUGCGACUCGUGAUGGAGCUGAUCGCGGGCACGGGGGAGAGCCAAUGGAGCCGGGCGGAGGGCUGUAGCGUUGUCGGGGGCCGGAGCCGGCGACGGAGCUCGACGGUGCUGACGCGGCGGACGUCGACGGACGCGGGCCGGCUGCCGGCCGGGCCGGUCCAGACGACCAUCCAUCUGCCGAAGCCGUUCCCGAUCCUGCCGGUCUCCCUGGCCGGCCUGGCCUGCACCCUGCACGAGAUGCACACGGUCGCGCGGAUGUCGUCGUGCGGCUCCCUGCGCCCCUCCUCGACCACCACCUCGACCACCUCCUCCGCAUCCUCGCUCUCCAAACAGGCCCUCCCGUCCGGGCCGUCCAACCAGGAGAUCUUCGCCCGUCUCGCCAAGGCCGUCGCCGCCAAUGCCCGGCUCUUGGGCGAGGAGGAGGAGAGCAGACUGCAGGCCGAGGAGCGGCUCUUCAAGCGCGGCAAGCGCUGGCUCAAACGCACCACCCACAACCACGGACGCCUCGUGCUCACCGUCGAUGGCGAGGGACUGCCGCUUCCUACCGGCGCUACCCUCGUCAGACCAUGGGAAUCCGACUGGAACUAG